UCGACCCAUCAUCCCCUUUCUUUCCUCUAUUUUCACUUCACCAUUAUCACUUCGUAGUCUCUCUCUCUCUUCUCCGAAGCUAACACAACACCCAAACCCACAAACAAAUUCUUUUUUUCAUCUUUCGAUCAAAGAUUUCAUUUUUUAAACUGGGAUUCUUUUUCUUUCUUAUAUUACUGAAAGUCAUUAAAGAUCAAGAAAGAUGGUGGAUGUUGAUCGGAGAAUGACUGGCUUAAACCCUGCACAUCUCGCUGGUCUCCGUCGCCUUUCCGCCAGAGCCGCCGCAUCAUCACCCUCAACCCCACUCCCAGCUCGUAACAGUCUCAUCUCCUUCACUUCCCUCGCCGAUAAAGUAUUAACCCAUCUCAAAAGCUCCGGUGUAAUUGUUCAACAUGGAUUAUCAGAUAAGGAAUUUGCGAGGGCUGAAGCCGAAUUUGGGUUUGCAUUUCCGCCGGACCUUAAAGCUGUUCUUUCAGCCGGUUUGCCGGUGGGUCCUGGUUUUCCAGAUUGGCGGUCUACUGGAUCAGCUCGACAACAGCUACGCGCCACCCUAGACCUACCAAUCGCCGCCAUCUCUUUUCACAUCGCGAGGAACGCUUUAUGGUCGAAGUCAUGGGGUGUACGGCCGUCGGAGCCGGAAAAAGCCAUGAAGAUAGCGAGGAACGCUUUGAGACGGGCGCCGCUUCUUGUACCAGUUUUUAAUCACUGCUACAUUCCGUGUAAUCCGUCGUUGGCCGGAAACCCCAUUUUUUACGUCGAUGAAAACCAGAUUUUUUGCUGUGGAUUUGAUCUUUCGGAUUUCUUCGACCGGGAAAAAUCAACGUUGUUCACAAAGUCCGAUUUACAUAAAGUAAUGAAACAGCGUUCUGUAAACGAAAAAUCUACCGGAAUGUUAUCGAAUAUUUCUCGAAGGAGUCUAGACGCGGUUGCCGGAGGUAAAACUCCGAGAUGGAUCGAGUUUUGGAGCGACGCCGCCGUCGACCGCCGGAAGAGAAACUCAAACUCAUACUCAAAUUCAUCUUCUUCAUCAUCCUCUUCCCCUGACAGAUACUUUGAAAUCCAAAGAUCUGGAAUCCCGAAAUGGGUGGACACAUAUGUACAGGAGAUCGGCUCUGUUUUAAAAGACGGUGGAUGGGCUGAUUCCGACGUGUCGGAGAUCGUCGACGUUUCUUCUUCCGGCUUCUUCGACGGCGAGAUGGUGUUACUAGACAACCAAGCCGUUCUCGACGCUCUUCUUCUUAAAGCAAAUCGGUUAUCGGAAUCUCUCCAGAAAGCUGGAUGGAGCUCCGAAGAGGUCUCCGACGCCUUCGGAUUCGAUUUCCGAAAGGUAAAAGAACGUAAACCGGCGAAGAAAAUAUCACCGGAGCUUGUGGAAAAGAUCGGAAAACUUGCUGAUUCUGUUUCAAAAUUUUGACGGAGUCACCGCCGGAGUUACCGGUAACGGACAGAAAAUUAGAUUCUCCGUUUUUUUUUUUUUUUUUUUUUUUUUUUUUUUUAAAUAUACAUUAAUGCGAAAUGUAUAAUAAAUUUCGUAUAAAGAAAAAAAAAUUAUUACUGUGUACUACUAAUUUUUUAAUUGUUCAAUCCACCCAUACUUACUAUGUCAUUAUACGUGAAAUAAAAUAUAGAUAUCAAAUAAAUCGUACUUGUACUUUACUACUUAUUUUAAGUAACGCUCUUUAUAAUCAAAUUUUCUGUCUUUCAAACAUUAAUGUAAUAAUGACUUUUGUAUAUAAUAUACGCAUUAUAAUUUAUUAUUGUUUUGCUAUUUAUUAGUGACAAUAAUUUAUGCCAAGAAGGAAGUCGUAAUGCGUGAAUAUGUGAUAUAAAUUUGUUUAAAAAUUUAAUAAAAUAUUGAAAUAUAUUUAUACUAAUGAAGGAAUGCACGUGUGGGGGGCCUUUUCUUGAACGAAAAGACGUUAUUGGGUUUCUUCCAACGUAUGGAAAUCGAAAAAAGCAAACAGUGGGAACAACCGCAACGAUGUCGUUUAAUUAUGAUGUUGCUUUGGAACCUGUGACAUUUUGACGGAAAAAGCAAAGUGUGAUCUUGGGGGUGGGUUGUGUGUUUACACUUAAUGCACACCUCAACUCUUUGCUUUUUUUAACUUAUAACCACUUAAAUUAAAUUUGCUUUAUUUGUUGUUGUUUGUGUGUUGUGUGUAAGGGGUAGGGGACCUUAUUUCAGGUGGUGUGUGUGCUAUUGAAAAAGUUCAUUGUUUGGGCAGUUUAACUUUGAAAAUCGGAAAACAAUCUAUUUGGGUCUACUUGGGACCAUGUAAUCUUUCUCGAUGACAAACAAUGUGGUUUUGUAGCCAAGUUUUUACUUGAAAUGAAUUGUUCAAUUCAAUGAUC
This is a messenger RNA of Lactuca sativa (garden lettuce), 2352 nucleotides long. RefSeq lists its product as uncharacterized. The record is from RefSeq and is a predicted model, not a curated record. NCBI's taxonomy places the organism in Eukaryota, Viridiplantae, Streptophyta, Magnoliopsida, Asterales, Asteraceae.